AUGAACGUCUUGCAGAGAUGGCCAGAACCAGUGGUGAGAGUGCAGUCGUUAUCAGAAAGUGGCAUAGAAGCCAUCCCGGACUGUUACAUAAAACCCAUCAUGGACAGGCCAUCGGUGGACGUGGAGGAGUCGAAUGAGGUCAAUAUCCCAGUCAUUGAUCUCUCAGGCCUCAACUCAGAUGAUGCAGCGUUGCGUAAGGCCACUUUGGAGCUAAUAUCCGAUGCUUGUCGUGCGUGGGGGUUCUUCCAGGUGGUGAACCAUGGUGUCAGCCACCAGCUCAUGGCGGAGACACAGAAGGUGUGGCGAGAGUUCUUCCAGCUUACGGUGGAGGAGAAGCAGAAGUACGCUAACUCACCGGAGACUUAUGAGGGCUACGGAAGUCGUGUUGGGGUGGUGAAAGGUGCCGGAUUGGAUUGGAGUGAUUACUUCUUCCUUAAUUAUCUGCCUGUUUCUUCAAGAGACGAAAAUAAGUGGCCAUCUCAGCCGUCAACUUGCAGGGAAUUGGUAGCAAAAUACAACGAAGAAGUGUUGAAACUUUGUGGCAAACUAAUGAAAGUUUUGUCCAUUAAUCUUGGAUUACAAGAAGAUUAUCUUGAAAAUGCGGUUGGAGGGGACCAAAUUGGAGCUUCCUUAAGGGUCAAUUUUUACCCAACGUGUCCUCAACCCGACCUCGCUUUAGGCCUCUCACCUCAUUCUGAUCCUGGUACUCUCACCAUCCUAUUGCCAGAUGAUCAUGUAUCCGGCCUCCAAGUCCGUAAAAACGAUGGUUGGGUCACGAUUAAGCCAAUCCCUAAUGCUUUCAUUGUUAACCUAGGUGACCAACUUCAGGUGCUAAGCAAUGGAAAUUACAAGAGUAUCGAGCACCGUGUGCUUGUUAAUUCGUUAAAAGAGCGAGUAUCGUUGGCCUUUUUCUACAACCCACGUGGCGACAUGGUCAUUGAACCUGCCAAUCAACUAAUAAUGAAGGAUGGCCCCACACAAUAUCAACCAAUGACGUUUGAUGAAUAUCCUGCUAACCUUCUCCUUCUCCGUCCCUUCUUCUUGCUGUUCGCCGCUGCCGCUACCGGAUUGGAUACGCCGCCGCUGCUGUCUUCAUUGUGGAGGUCGAAGAGCCCAGUCGUCGUUGUUCUUAUUGUGGCUGAGAGCGAAGCCACCGUUUGGGCGGCGUUCAGUCGGGAAGUGAUCACUCAUGCCGCCGCUGCUGUUGCUCGCGAGUCGUUGUACGCCACCGCACGACCGGACGUCGGGGAUAGAGAAGAACUCCAUGUGGGACGUUGGAGACCUGGUGACGGGAGUUUGAAUCGGUUAUGUGGUCAUGGGAGGGACCGGUUGGACCUGUUGCGGUGGGAUAUCGAUAUGAUCGUCCGUUGCCGCCAUUAG
Messenger RNA from Lactuca virosa, 1380 nucleotides. NCBI's taxonomy places the organism in Eukaryota, Viridiplantae, Streptophyta, Magnoliopsida, Asterales, Asteraceae. The record is from the annotation of a GenBank genome assembly.